Messenger RNA from Notechis scutatus (mainland tiger snake), 1896 nucleotides. NCBI's taxonomy places the organism in Eukaryota, Metazoa, Chordata, Lepidosauria, Squamata, Elapidae. The record is from RefSeq and is a predicted model, not a curated record.
UAGUCACAAUCAUAGCCUUAAUGAAUGUGAUGAAAAUAUUAAAACAGGAAGUAGUUAAUUUUGUUAAGUUUUCUCCUUUCUCUCCUCUACCUCCUUCUUUCUCUCUUUAGAAUGCGGUGAAGAACUGACCACUACAUAUGGGACAAUUAAUUCACCUGGCUAUCCUGGCAACUACCCUCCCAACAGAGAUUGUUAUUGGACCAUUUCAACUAAUCCUGGUCUUCUUAUUACGUUUGCUUUUGGCUUGUUGAGACUUGAACAUCAUGAUAACUGUACCCAAGAUUAUCUUGAGAUUCGAGAUGGCCUCCUCUCACAAGAACCCCUCCUUGGGAAAUAUUGCAGUAUUGGGUUACCACCUCCUCUUCAAACCACUGGUCCAUAUGCUUGGAUACAUUUUCAUUCCAAUGGUUUUUAUAACAAUAGAGGAUUCCAUAUCACAUACAUAACAUCACCCGUGGAUCCCAACUGUGGAGGACAUUAUACAGAUAGUAGUGGGACCAUCAUGUCUCCCUACUGGCCCAAUUCUUAUCUGAACAACAGACAAUGUAUUUAUAUCAUUCGACAGACACCCAAUGAAAAAAUAUACUUGAAUUUCACACACCUAGAGCUGGAAAGACAUCCUAACUGUUCCCAGAACUAUAUUGAGAUCCGAGAUGGCGACACUGAGAUGGCUCCCUUAAUCAACAAGUUCUGUGGAAGUAUACUUCCUUCUGCAAUCACUUCCAGUCAAAGUAGCCUCUGGAUCAAAUUCAAAUCUGACAUUUCAGUUAAUAUUUCUAACUUCAGGGCCACUUAUGAAGUUGCUUGCGGUGGAUCCUUGUCUGGUGAAGGGGUCAUCAGAUCUCCCUACUUUACCAGACCAUUGCCAAAGGGCCGUAUCUGUGAAUGGAUCAUAUCUGAACCUGAAGGCAAUAUUGUGAUUCUUAACUUCAUUAAUUUUCAUAUCUAUAAUGUCACUGCUUGCAAUUCAGAUUAUGUGGAGAUUAGAAAUGGUGGCGAUGCAACUUCUCCUUCUUUGGGAAAAUACUGUGGGAACACUAUACCACCUAGGAUUCAUUCAAGACAUAACUCUCUUUAUAUAAAAUUCAGAGCUUCAUCUACUACAAAUCUUGGCUUCAUGGCUGAAUACAAACCUUUUGAUAUAGGUUGUGGUGCAAUCCUUACAAGUUCUUCUGGAACAUUCAUGUCUCCCAACUACCCUAUGCCCUAUUACCAAAAUAUGAAAUGUUACUGGCUGCUGAAGUCAAGUCAUGGAAAUGUGCUUGAAAUCUAUUUUGAUCAGUUCCAUUUAGAGUCUCAUCCAUCCUGUUACUUUGAUUAUCUUGCUGUGUAUGAUGGCAACAAUAGCAACAGUACCAUGUUAGGCAAGUUUUGUGGUAAUCAGAUCCCAUCCACAAUACGUUCUUCUGGCAAUACUAUGUAUAUAAAUCUAAAUACAGGCUACUCUUUAAAUGGAAGAGGUUUCCUUGCUCAUUUUAAGCAAGUUUGCCAGGGAAUAAUAAUUGCCAACCAGUCCCAAGGCAUUUUGGAGAGUUUGGACUAUCCUAACAACUAUCCUCCAGGUGUAUAUUGCAACUGGACCAUCCAAACUAUAACUGGUAACACCCUGAACUACAGUUUCCAAGCACUUAGCACAAAAGGCGGUGACAGAUGUAAACGUGACCAUUUAAAGCUUUUUGAUGGCCCUAAUACUCAGUCCACUUUGAUUGGCACAUUUUGUGGAGAUAGUAUUCUCCCAUCUGGAGUGACCACGAAUUCCAGUCUUCAUGUGGUGUUUUUUUCUGAUCAAAUAGAUGAGUCUACUGGAUUUCAGAUGCUAUGGAAAGUAAAUGGUAAAUCAUAUUGAUAUUUUGGAAAUUUGGCAGAAAUGAUUUCUACCCCAAAUCAGCAGGAAAC